AUGGAUCACUUACACGCUAUCUCUUCGUACGGCCUCGGCCUGUGGGAUCAGGGUAGGCUAUCUCCAGUCGCCGCCCUUGGGGUGCCUCUAGGCGUGCUUUUUCACCUUGCCCUCUCUCGGCUGGGAGACGCGGAACGAUUUAUGUAUACUCUUAUCGCAGCUAUGCUGUUUCUCAUGCUCGGCAUCCUUUCCGUUUCCGUGUUUCUAGGGUCUUCCUUUCUAGGCGCCCUAGCUGGGUUAUGCAUCUUAGCAAGUACAUUCAACGUAGGCCUCUUUUCGAGCAUGGUUAUCUACAGACUAUUCUUUCAUCGUCUGAGAAGGUUUCCCGGGCCCUUCGACCUCAAGAUCUCCCGAUUCUUCUCCGUGCUGAGGGUUGCGAAAGAAGCCAAGUACCACAGCGACGUUGCCAAGAUGCACGAGCGGUACGGCGACUUUAUCCGUACAGGACCCCGGGAGCUGUGCAUCGUUCGAGAUUCGGCGAUCCCGAUUAUAUACGGUCCGAAUACAAACUGUCACAAGCCAACUUGUUACAUAGGAUUCUCUAUCAAAGCAUUGCAAACCUACGAGCCUCGGAUUACAACGUUGGUUACCAAACUUGCCGAUCAAGUUUCGAAUAAAAGAGUACUAGAUGCGACGGCCUGGUCGAUGUAUCUCACUUUCGACGUCAUGGGCGAAGUGGGAUUCGGGAAAGACUUCGGCUGCGUCUCUAGCGGGACAAACCAUCCUGCGAUUCAAAGCAUCCGCGACCAUAUGCACAUCCUAGGCGUCUUGAGCCAUAUCCCCUGGCUGUUAAAUAUCGUCGGGCGCAUCCCGGGCGCGUCGAAAUCGUAUCGCCCCCUUUUCAGUUAUUGCCAAUCUCAAGUCGAAAAGAAGCGAGAGGGUAUCGACCUCGAGAAAUAUCCCCAAGAUAUCAUGACGUGGCUGCUAAAAGCGGUUGUCGAAAAAGACGUUUCUGCUUCGCCGACGAAAGAAUCGCUUCUCGACGACGCCAGAUUGCUUAUAAUCGCGGGAAGCGAGACGAGCGCUGCGGUGCUAGCGAGCGCUCUGUUCUACUUGGCCAAGUUCCCUCGCGUCUUGAAGAAGCUACAGGCUCGGAUCGACGACGUCAUCUCGACCCCGGCGGACUGGACGUACGAAAAGGCGAGAUCGAUCACCUACCUGGACAACUUUAUCGACGAGACCCAGCGUCUAAAGCCCGCCCUGCUUACCGGAGGAUACCGACGGACGCCACCGGAGGGCAUUCUAAUCGACGAGCAGUUCGUUCCGGGAAACGUAUCCGUCAUCGUGCCCAUACAGCUGAUCCAGACGGAUCCGCGCUACUGGAAGCAGAGCGCGGACUUUAUACCAGAACGGUUCGGAGAGCGGAGCGCUGAGAUGGGAACCGGCAAGGCGCCCUACAUGCCUUUCAGCCACGGGACGUACGGCUGCUCUGGUAAGAAUCUGGCCUUGAUGACCUUGCGGAUCGCCGUCUCUAUUCUCGCGCAGCGCUUUGAUAUCGCCUUUGCGGCUGGUGAGACGGGGGAGGUGUUCGAUAAGGAGGCGAAAGAUACGUUCACCACUUACCUGAAACCUUUGAACCUGCAGUUCUCACCUAGGAAGUGAAGCGCGAUAUCUAUGUCUGCAUUUUGUCAGGAGGCCAGUUGAUGUUUUAUUCUUUUUCGAGACGAAUACGAAAGCGUGGACGUUUGGGCUUGGUCUGACGACAGCUAGAGGAGGCUGGUAUGAGCGCCAACAGGGAUUGUCUUCUAAGUUCUCUAUACAACUGCGCCGCAAUAUCCAACCGUUAUUCUAUACCGACUGCUAGAACCACGAUCUCUAGGAAAAUGGAACAACAAGCUAGAAUAAACGUAGCCUUUCCCAGCACCCAACAGUUAUUUGUUUUAUUGCUACUGAUAAUCUCUUUGAAAUCAAAUCCUCCUUUUGCCACGAUCAAGUUACUCAUUGGCGAGGCUAGCAUCUAAAUAUAUAGAAGUACAGUAGUCGUAUCAGUUCCCGUGCUCAGCACAAACGCAGCGAUGUACGGGCCAGUAAGCUACUUUUCUCCAUUCUCGUCUGCGCAGGAUACAGUUGACCCGGAGAUAAGAGGAGCGUUACUGAACGCCAACCAAAAUCCCACGUUAACACGUUCUGUGUAAUACAACCCUUUCUGAAAUACCUGGAGCUUUUUGUCUGAAGAUUCGGUCCU
This is a messenger RNA of Daldinia decipiens, 2185 nucleotides long. RefSeq names its product cytochrome P450. The coding region runs from base 1 to 1602 and encodes 533 amino acids. The record is from RefSeq and is a predicted model, not a curated record. The transcript is spliced from 6 exons. Gene Ontology annotation, molecular function: heme binding; oxidoreductase activity, acting on paired donors, with incorporation or reduction of molecular oxygen; monooxygenase activity. Lineage: Eukaryota; Fungi; Ascomycota; Sordariomycetes; Xylariales; Hypoxylaceae.